This is a messenger RNA of Microbotryum saponariae, 1873 nucleotides long. Lineage: Eukaryota; Fungi; Basidiomycota; Microbotryomycetes; Microbotryales; Microbotryaceae. The record is from the annotation of a GenBank genome assembly.
AUGACUCCCCCAAUAGCCAUCGGUUCGACGCGUCGUCGUCGUUCCAAGUCAUGUAUCGCCUGUCGUGUAGCCAAGCUGCGCUGCGAGGGCCUCGACGAGGAGCAAUUGCACCAGCUCGAGAGCAACCCGGCGUUGUGCGACCUCGUCUGCCACCGCUGCGAGCGGCGGAGCAUACCGUGUACCUGGGCGCCGAGUCGACGACCCGGCCGUCCUCGCAGACUGAACGCGCCGCCGCCCAUUGACGAGAGCUCAGAGCACCUAGGUGCUGGCAGUGAUGUGGCCAGCGGCCACGUCGGCGAUUCCUUCCGCGUCAUCCGGUCUACUUCCCACCUACCUGCCGCAAGUUCUACUGUGACCAGUACCAGUCACGGUGCCUGGCAGUCGCCUUCAGUAGCGCUUCCGGCCUGGCAACCGUCAAGAUCGGCUGCUCCCGCGCGUUUCGUCUCAUUGCCGGCCCGGCUACAGACCUACACUUUCGCUCCGAACGACGAGGCAUCAUCCUCCAGCUACCGACCGUCCUCCUCUGGUACUUCGACUCCUUCAUCAGCCACCUCUGCAUUGCCGUCGCCGGUGGGGCAAUCGGGUCACUCGCUACAGUUCUUGGAGCACCUCGGGCAGCUCUACCUCAGCCAAGUGCACGGCUACAUUCCCGUAUUGCCGAACCUGCUCCCCGACCUCUCGCUCCGACUCCAAGUCGCGUCGCCGAGCUUGGUCGUCGCACUCGAGGCAUAUCUGAUACCAUGGGCUCGCUCAUCACCAUCACCACCUCCACCUCCCAACACUCGCUACCCGAAUUCGGAUGAUCAGCUCGUCGCCAUCUUCCACAUCCAUCGGGCGUACGCCAACGGGGACCUCGAUGCCGCGCGCACCGCUCUACGCACCGCCGCCGGUACCACGCUGUCUCGUGCUCGAGCGGCACAUAUGACAUCAUUGGGUCGACCGUUAGAGCUCGAUCAAGAAGGGUGGAUACUGUGGGAGCUCGAGUUACAGGUGGGGACGGCGUUGUGCGAAGACGAGAGGCUGCUCGACAUCGUGCGGCCCGACACCGAGGUGAGUCGCUCUUUUCGGUUCUGUCCUCUUGCGAACGCUGGCGGCGCGUAGUAUGUUAAUGCAGGAUCACUGAUUCAAUCGUGGGAUGUGUCACUCUUUCUGUCCUUUACAGGACCAUUCUGCGACUUCACUGCAUCGUCAAGCGCUCUUGCACCUCUGGCACUGCUCCUGGCCUGUCUCGGCUUGGACGUCAUUCCCGCUGCCGCCUGCGCCGCCGGGCUCCGCGGGCGGGACAGCACAGGGGCCACUCGGCCCCGCUCGACCUUCGCCCGUUUCGACGCGAGCGAUAGAGCUGUGUUCGCGCGCGUUCGAACUCUACAACCUCGCCCAUGCCAUUCUCGUCCCUGCUUCACCCCAAAUGCUCGCUUCGGAUCGUUUCUCUGCCAGUUCACAAGCCGAAGCGGCGUUGAACGCGUCCAUCAUCGCGAGCACGUGCGUGAUCCUCGUUCUGUCCGGGCCGCUCUCCCCGGAAGCAUUGCACAACAUCCAACGAGGCAACUCGACCCACUCUCUCGUCUUUACCGCGUCGAACCAAAUCAUCGCAUGUUUGAGACGACUCAUCAACGACGCGAACAUCACCGUCCCUCCCGCACCGACCUCACCUUUGUACAACCAUUCGCCUUUCCUGAUCCCUCAUCUCUGGAUGGCCGCGAGGGGUCUCUUGAUCGCCUCUCAGGACGCGAGGGUGUGCGAUCGACGUUCUUUUGACGAGGGAAUAGGCGUGAUCGAGACGGUGUUGAGUUGUUGGGCCGAACGUUGGCCCGAAGCGAGGAGGGUCCUCGAAGAGGUCGGCAACAUCCAAAACGCCGCGAUGCCGGUGUGA